AUGAAGUUCUUCCAGUACAUCACAGCGGCCCUGCUGCCCAUGACUGUGUUUGCCAUCCCUGCUGUAGAGCCUGAACUCAAGGCCGUUUCUGCUCCGGCCACUAUCACUACAGAGGACUUCCACCUUCUCAUGAAGCGGCAGACCGACCUCGGCAGCAUUAUCGGCGAUUUGACGGACUCCCUCGGCUCUAUCAAGGAGAUCUUAUCCUCAGACUCAUUGAAGAAUAUCAACACCGUCGUCACCCAAUUAGCAGCGCUGCUCGGGGAUCCAACCACAAAACAAAUCAAGAGCUUGGUGUCUACAGCAUCAGACCUUCUCAACAGUGACGCCGCCUCGAAUCUGAUUGACCAGCUACCGUCUCUGCUCUCCAGCGUCAGCGGCUUGCUCACCAAGGAGACGCUGAACAAGAUCACGACUCUGCUUGAUAACGCAGCCAUCUUGCUGACUAAGGAAUUCGCUAAUAAUGUCAAGGGCCUCAUCAACGAUGUGGCGCCGCUCGUGUCUGCUGUCGCGCAGGUCAUUUCAGCGCUUCUGGGGUCUCUUCUGGGGUAA
Aspergillus puulaauensis is the source of this 552-nucleotide messenger RNA. RefSeq lists its product as uncharacterized. The record is from RefSeq and is a predicted model, not a curated record. The transcript is spliced from 2 exons. NCBI's taxonomy places the organism in Eukaryota, Fungi, Ascomycota, Eurotiomycetes, Eurotiales, Aspergillaceae. Bases 1 to 552 code for a protein of 183 amino acids.